Penaeus vannamei (Pacific white shrimp) is the source of this 818-nucleotide messenger RNA. The record is from RefSeq and is a predicted model, not a curated record. Lineage: Eukaryota; Metazoa; Arthropoda; Malacostraca; Decapoda; Penaeidae.
AUGGGUGGGCUUCCCCCUUCUCGAAGGCCUGUUCCUCCAGGACCUCCACCAACAGUACCCCCGCCUUUGCCGCAGUUGGAUGAGACUGAGGCCCAAAGCAAUGAUUUAAAUAUCCAUGGCACAAGCAAGGCGUCGCUUACGACAAGACAUAAUAAAUGCAAGGAGAGAUCGGUUGGUCGUAUCCCUGGGAACUCUGGAGGUCCAGUUCGUUUACCCAUGGCAGCUCUUAGGUCUCGUCACAUUACUACUGAACGAAUUUUAUUAAGAGAAGGACUCCGAAGGGAGAGAAGAGAUCGUUACAGGCAAAUUCUGCAGAGAAUGGCUGACCGCCUGAACAGUCUUGUAAACCAAGAACAAGAACAGCAGCAGCAGAGGCAGCAGGAAAGGCAUCAGUCCUCAGACUCUGCGGAGGGAGAGCAAGAUAGUUCUAGCAGUUCAAUGGAUAACCACAUGCAGAAUUUGCGGCUAUUAGUUCGAUGGCACUUAACCUUAUUUACCAACUUCUGAACUUCAUAUGCAACCAAAACAUAUCGUAUGAGGAACGUCCCAUUUCAAGACUCCCAAAUCCAUUCCGAGAUGAGGAAUUGGGUGCAAUUGGUGAGAGACAAAGAGGUGAUCUUCCCCCACCUAUGAGUUUGGAUUUAGAGCCUGGUCUUCAUAAUUUAACUACUCUUCUGGAAACUGUGCGUAUGGCUAGUGAAGAAUUAAGAAAUGAUGGAGUAGGAGGCAGUGCAGGAGAGCCUGCCCCACCACAGGAUAGCACAAGACCCAUAACAAAUGUUCCAAGACGGCUAACAGACUUCCUGAGACGAUCAGGA